CGCGGCGCGUGCCCGCUCUCUUUUCUCAGGCGGAGGCCGGGCGGAGCGGAGGCGCUGCUUCGGGGUCGUCCUCGCCGGGGGUCCGCGCCUUGACUGACCGCCUUUGCUGACGCCGUAAAAAUGGCAGCCAACUUCCUCAUGCACGAGAAGAUCUGGUUCGAUAAGUUCAAGUACGACGACGCUGAGAGGCGGCACUACGAACAGAUGAACGGUCCCAUCUGCAGCCCUUCGUGCCAGCAGGAGAACGGAGCCAGCACGAUCCUCCGCGACAUUGCCAGAGCCAGGGAGAAUAUCCAGAAGUCGCUGGCCGGACUCAAGACAGUUUUGCAAAACCCUCAGGAAGCCCCUCCUGCUCGUCGCAAGAAGCAGUCGGGUCCUGCGGCUAGUGGGAGCGGUACCUCUUCAGCGGGGCCCUCUGGAGACCAAAAUGAGCUGGUGGCCAGGAUCGCAAACCUGGAGACGGAGAAUCGGAACCUGCGUAGCGUGGUUACGGAUCUCCAGCUUGCCAUCUCCAGAUUGGAAACUCGCCUGGGCGUGCUGGAGAAGGCAUCCGUCUAUCAUCACCCUUCCCAGACACCCCCCACACAGCAUGUCACCCCCAUGAAGAAAGUUGAGCCAUUCCCUGCCCCCUCGAGGAAGGUGGAGCUGCCUGCGGGUUCACUUGCAAGGCAGGCGGAGUCCGCCGCUGCUGAGGAUGACGACGACGACGAUGAUAUCGACCUGUUCGGCAGCGACGAUGAGGAGGAAGACCAGGAGGCUGCCAGAGUUCGGGGAGAGCGGCUCUUUAAGUCCAAGAAGCCCGGCCUGAUUGCCAAGUCCUCCAUUCUCCUGGAUGUCAAGCCCUGGGAUGAUGAAACCGACAUGGCCAAGAUGGAGGAGUGCGUCCGAACCAUUCAGAUGGACGGUCUGGUCUGGGGAGCCUCCAAACUGGUCCCGGUGGGCUACGGCAUCAAGAAGCUCCAGAUCCAGUGUGUGGUGGAGGAUGACAAGGUUGGGACGGAUAUACUAGAGGAGGAGAUCACCAAAUUUGAAGACUAUGUGCAAAGUGUCGACAUAGCAGCCUUCAACAAGAUAUAACAACAAACCUUUACACUUUCUAAAGCUAAUAAAAGGUCAAGAGUUGGACAGCA
Molecule: messenger RNA, 1130 nt
Organism: Gekko japonicus
Lineage: Eukaryota; Metazoa; Chordata; Lepidosauria; Squamata; Gekkonidae
Gene: EEF1D
Product: eukaryotic translation elongation factor 1 delta
Exons: 9
Coding region: 121-1077 (318 amino acids)
Biological process (GO): translational elongation
Cellular component (GO): cytosol; eukaryotic translation elongation factor 1 complex
Molecular function (GO): guanyl-nucleotide exchange factor activity; translation elongation factor activity
Source: RefSeq, a predicted model, not a curated record